This is a messenger RNA of Bipolaris oryzae ATCC 44560, 1743 nucleotides long. RefSeq lists its product as uncharacterized. The annotation marks the transcript as partial. Gene Ontology annotation, molecular function: DNA binding; zinc ion binding; DNA-binding transcription factor activity, RNA polymerase II-specific. The record is from RefSeq and is a predicted model, not a curated record. NCBI's taxonomy places the organism in Eukaryota, Fungi, Ascomycota, Dothideomycetes, Pleosporales, Pleosporaceae. The transcript has a single exon. Gene Ontology annotation, biological process: DNA-templated transcription; regulation of DNA-templated transcription.
AAGCGGCGGAAGCUGCGCAAAGGCACUCACAGCUGCUGGGCUUGCAAGCGGCGGAAGGAGAAGUGCGUCCCAUGCGCAGACAAUUCAACCAUCUGUCUUGGCUGUAGGAAGCGUAGCACUCCCUGCCUCGCCCAAGACCAGCCUGAGGAGCCUACCCAUCACUUCUUGCCCGCCAUCGCCACCGCCAUCGCUGCGAACCCAAGGACAGACGCCACAGCUCCUCCUCCUGAGCCAGCGGCGACGCAUAUACGACCCUCAUACAGUCACCUGUCUGGUCGCACUCCGCCCAUGGCAGAAAUAUCAAAAACCCUCCAUGCUGCACUACCUUCGCCAGAAGAAUGCGACAUCAUCUAUCGAGCAAGCAGUCGACACUCGGCUAUGCUCAAUGGCUCGACGCUUACUAUGCCCUACACUUGGCUGGAUCCCAACGAUCCCAACCGCCCCACAUCGCCCGGCUCCUUGCCCGCACCAGCUAGCGUAGAUUCCCAUCCAGUGCUCCUAGCCAGGCAUAUACUGAACAUAGUCACGCUUCUUCAAGAUCUGCACCCGAAUAUACACCAUGAACUAGCUGGUCUUCAUGAGCCUCCGAGAGCAAUGGCAGAGCGUCUCGCAGAACUUGCCAUUCGCCUCGUCACCUCCCAGGACCGAAUGCUGGCCAGCGUGGAGGGGUUAGAGUGCGUUGUAAUGGAGAGCAUCUACUAUGGAAACUGUGGCAGUCUGCGCCUUAGUUGGAUGGCCUGUCGCCGAGCAAUGCUCCUCGCGCAGCUCCUCGGCCUGCAUGUGCAUGCGCCGGCUACCCCCAAGCAAUAUCGAGUCUUGGAUCGCGCAACCCGCUGCGAUCCGCAGUACAUGUGGUUCCGCAUCGUCCAUUACGAUCGCUAUAUGUGUCUUCUCCUUGGUCUACCUCAGGGCUCUACGGAUGUCAGCAUGGCUAGCGAAGCACUACUCGCCACUGAUACCGCCAUGGGCGGCCUCGAAAGAGUGCAGUGCGUCAUUGCUUCACGCAUACUGCAGCGCAACGAAUCCGAUCCGACAAGCGUCGACUUCAGUGUAACCCAAAGUCUAGAUAAAGAACUGCAGCGUGCUGCUCAAACCCUCCCCAGCAAAUGGUGGCUUGUCCCGGACCUUGGAAACCCAGUGCAGACCAAACAGGAAGUCUGCUGGGACGUGCAGCGGCUGUAUGUGCAGAUUUUCCACUUCAAUCUCCUCAAUCAGCUUCACGUUCCCUACAUGUUGCUAUCCUCUACUGAUCGGCGGUUCACAUACUCCAAGUUUGCCUGCGUCAAUUCUUCUCGGGAGAUUCUUUCUCGCUUUGCUGUGUUACGCAGAUCGAACCAAGUCGCCUACAACUGCCGCACAGUUGACUACCUGGCCGUUAUGGCUGCAGUGACGCUGCUUCUGGCCCACCUCGACAGCUAUCGCCACCCUUCGCAGGCCGACAUCAUGACGCACCUGUACCUAGGCGACCGGGCCAUGAUAGAGCAGGCACAGGAGAAUUUACAGGAGGUCAGUCGACUCAACGAAGAUUCGCUCAGUCGGCAAAGCGCAGAACUCCUGCGGCGACUACUCGCUAUCGAAGCAGAAGCCGCUGAUGGCUACGAUGCCCCGGCGCAUAAUGUUGUGGUGCAGCAAGUUGCGCACAACGCACCUCUCGUGGAGAAGGCCGAAGAAGACACUUCGCAGAUGCACAUUCCUUACUUUGGUCUGAUCAAAUUCGCACUAGAGGGCAUAGCCGCUCGGGCA